This is a messenger RNA of Megalobrama amblycephala (Wuchang bream), 4167 nucleotides long. RefSeq names its product proline-rich transmembrane protein 3. The coding region runs from base 609 to 3665 and encodes 1018 amino acids. The record is from RefSeq and is a predicted model, not a curated record. NCBI's taxonomy places the organism in Eukaryota, Metazoa, Chordata, Actinopteri, Cypriniformes, Xenocyprididae. The transcript has 4 exons.
AAUAAACAUGUUCCAGAUUCAAAUCUUAAUGUCUACAUUUAAUUUUGUGUACAUUUUUAUAUGUAUUACAGACUGUGAUGGUUAAAAUUAAAUUCCUAGAGGUUGAUUCUUUUUUUUUUUUUUUUUUUUUUUUUUUUAAGUUGGGAGAGUCAAGAGUGUUGCAGAAACACCCAUGUAUGGAAAUAAAAAUCCAAGCUGCACUCAUAUUUUCUUCAGAGAAAGUAAAAUAUCUAUUUGCUUUUAAUUUUUUUACUCAGCUUAGGAUUCAGUCUGAUCUCAGUAGUAGCGUUCUGAUAUUUAUAUGUAGCCUAGGUACACAUUUUAGACCGAUAAAGGUAAAGGUAGGUGCCACAAGAAGAAAAAAUGCUUCUCUCUCGCUCUCGCUCUCUCAACAUCAGAGAGCGAGAGAGAGAGAGAGAGAGAGAGAGAGAGAGAGAGAGAGAGAGAGAGCGAACGAACAUAGGGGCUGUAUUUUAUGUCGCAAUGUCUCCACGGCCAGAAUCGCAGAAGGAAAUACAAAUGAAAAAUGAAUGAACACGACGCCAACGAAUUGACUGCAACAAACGACAAACGUAAAGGAGAAGAAAUGAGAAGAAACGGGGGAGCAUAUGAUUUCAACAAACAGCCAUAGCAGUUUCACUGUAGGGCAGAUUGUCAGUAUGGUGCCUCUACUCCAACUCUUUCUUCUACUGCCUUUAAUUCAUCCAUUCAUAAGUCAUGUGCAUGGAAACUUUCUUUCUCCUCUGACUACUCAUUCAAAUCACAGCCUGUUUUCCUAUUGUUCAAAAAAACAGACUUAUGUGCUUGUCAAAAAAACUGAUCAUAAACUGUCUGCCAAUGCUGCAUUAGUUGUCAGACCAUUUCUUUGUGGCUUCUAUGGGAAAAGUUUAAUUAAAUCAAUUGGAGAUUCAAGUAAAUGGACUGAAAGUAGAAAUACUGAGGACAUAUUUUCAGCAAAAACGUCACAUACUGAGACUGGGUCAAGAGGUAAAUUUUUAGUAUCACACAAAAACAGAGUCAAAAGAGGUUCUACUCAAAAUGCCAUGCUACCACAAGAUGCCGCUGGAAAAGAAAAAGAAACUGUUAGUGAGACAGACACGAUGACAGAUGACCCAGUUGCUGAAUUUAAAGAGAAAGACUUGUCAUCAGUUGGGUCAGGUGAUGAAGAAAAUGGCUUUGUUAGGUCAUCAACAGAGGCUAUAGCAUUUCUUGGUGAAGAGCAUGCCCAGAACAGACCACAAGUUCAGACUGCUACUGUGGCUAGUUUGGCCACAGUACAUACAAAUCCAACAAUCAACCCUUCACAGCAGACCAGCCCUUCUGCAACUGCACCACCUAAUGAAAAGCUUCUAUCCACUUCCAAUGGGAUAAGACAAUUGGAUGGCAACAGAACUCGAUUGGAAAUAGGUAGUUUGGGGACAACCACUCCAGCUAAAAUUCAGCCAAAAAGACAGUUUACCACUUUACGAUCAUAUAUUGAAACCACCUCUCUUAAUACAAGCAAAACCAGUCUACAACUAGAGGCACCGACACUGGGAGUGGACAUUGUUAGUUCCAACCAUUCACAGCCAAAAAGCACUUCACAGUCAACAAGAUCAGCAAAACUACCCAAUGACCAAUUAAUGGAACCAGGAACUAAAAGAACAGUGACCGAUAUAAAGAACACUAAAGGUAUAUCACCUUUUCUAAGGACAACCUCUCUUCACCCGAUUGGACAUUUUGUAUUCUCUGAAAAUGAUAGAAGAGUUAUAGAGACGGACCAGUCAGUCACACAGGGAAUAGUUCCAUCUUUGAAGUCAAAUUCUGCCUCUCCAACCCAUGCCCAACCUAAGGACUCCUGUGGUACUGGUGUGGGCCCCUGUGUUUUUUCCAAAGAUCAAAAUAAUGCUGACAAAUAUGGUGCAACAAAUGGCAGCUUUUUAGUGUGGGCAGACUUAAAACGCACACUGUCAUUUGCAUGGGAGCUGCAUGUAUUUGGUUCUGCUGUCCUCUUCCUUCUGCUUACCGUUGGCUCAGUCCUUGGCUUAGCGUUAGCUCCCAGCUUGAACUGCUCUCACUGUGGUGAACUGAUGCUCACCAAUAGCUUCUUGUUAGUUGUGGGUGUGGUUAGAGCAGGCCACUUUUUGCUCGAUCCAUAUGGGACACGGUUCCUUCUGCCACCUCCUGUAAUAAUAGCUUUAUACACGCUGCCAUUACCACUGUUAAUUUUGGCACAGGCUGCAUUAGUAAUAUUGGUACUAAAAAAGGCAGGAGUAACUUGGCUACCACCAACACUUCAGCACCCCCCUCUGUUAGGAGUAUUAGCUGUUUUACAAUGCACUCUCCUACUUGCUGCAGACUUGCUUUCCCCUGCACUUUCGCCUGCUGUUCCCAUCGUCCUACAGAGCCUCACACUAAUUGCAGGCCUGACACUGUGUUUAGGCUACCUUUUCUUGGCACUGCCACGCCUCUCUCACACACAUGCAGCUCGGGGAAGAAAUAAGGGAAUAGGUGAAGAAAAGGUGCAUGUUUUAGCAUGGGUACUGGCAGUGUGCGCUCUUCUUGGGGCAUUGUGCUGUCUGUUGCACAUUUAUGCCUGCAUGUGGCUAUAUGGACUACUAGGAGACUGGAGACUCUUUCGUUGGGCAUGGUGGCUCUGUCAGUUCUGGGGACGACUGUUGGAGCUUGUCUGGGCUUUCUGCCUGCUUCUGGUGUCUUCCUGGGUCUUCUGGAGACCCAAUGGAGGCCACAUAUGUGGAGCACCAAGACAGGAAGGAGCUGCCACAGAAAGCUUGCCCUCACCCUCUCAAUCAUCAAACUCUACCAGCAGACAUACAUGCUGGGCAAAGAUUGUGCAGAGCCUCAAGGUAAGGCAACAAAGGAAAUCUGAAAGUAAUGGGAUUGGAGGGUCCAGCAGUAGUGCAGUGGUGGGAGAGUUGCCCAAUAACUGGGCAGGACAGGAGCGAUCAGGGGUGGACAUUAGCAAGAGCCUCAUACGAAAUCAUGACCCACUUAAAGACACCAAUCAUGGGCGCAAUCUGAAAAGCUUUGCAGGGGGCUCUGCAGGUUCAUUGCUAAGACUGCAGCCACUUGCACAUCCACCUCAGUGCUCUUCAACUAGCAGUCUGGACAGGGACAAGGAGUCAGCCAUCUCACUCUGUGAUUUUGACCUGCGCCCUCCAACCCCAAUUGACCUUGGCCGCAGUAUUGAUGAGGCACUUCAUCGUCAGCAUCUGUUAAGGGGCGAAAGUUUGUUCCAGCCACUGCGACCACUAUCGCCUCCUCCCUCUCAAAACCUUUGGAUGCGACGAAAUAGUGAACCCCAAAUCACACUGUCAUUGAGCAGUGAUGAGCACACAUUGCUCACAGAGUCCUCCACAGGUCUGGAUCGCUCCAUUCCUAGUGCUGUGCCCAGCCGACAGGUCACAGCUCCCCCUACGCCCACUCAUCAGGGCUUCCGUUGGGUCUCUGAGGCACCAGUGCCUUCCUCUUUGUCCUGCCCGGUCUCACUGCACCCUUCCCCAAGCACAAGCCAUGCCUUCAUGCACAGUGCAGAAAACACAAGGCUGUUUCUAACCCCUGACCUUGAAAGUUCGCAAUCAAAUAGUAGAGGUGGGAAUAGUUACUUGAAAGUCACGCGAAAUGAUGACUCAGCCAGUGUUGGCAGUGACAUUAUUGACCUUUGAACAUGAUGUGGCACACAACAACUCAAGGUUAAAAUGCAUUCACAUUAUCCAAAAAUCAGACAUUACACAUUUAAUUAUGACUUGCUCAGAUGGACUGAGUUUAAUUGUAGUAUAAUGGUACUAAGUAUAUAAUAGUAUAAAGAAGUGCAAUCAACACUAAAAUUUUUUUUUUUUUUUUUUUUUGUUUGUUUUUUUCAAAAUUUUUGUUUACUGAUGUGUACAUACAACAGAAGUCUAUGAGGCAAGGCAUUCCAAAAGUGUGUAUUUUGUUUUUACCAUUAUUAAUGUUUUUGUAUAAAAUGUUUGUUAUUUGAUCUGGAAAGUUAUUCAAAUUGUCUUUUUUCAGUGGUAGGACCACUAUUAUAGGCAAAUUAACUUCUAGUUAUGUGUUAUUUGUGUAAUUUCUGUUGGUGGGGUGACUCCAUGUACAGUACUUCACAAAGAGUUACUAGUCUCCUGUCAUUAUUUGUAAUAUUUAAGUUUUGUGGCUGUACUUAUGCAG